This is a messenger RNA of Naumovozyma castellii, 1002 nucleotides long. It is a transcript of the gene SPT3, whose product is annotated as transcriptional regulator SPT3. NCBI's taxonomy places the organism in Eukaryota, Fungi, Ascomycota, Saccharomycetes, Saccharomycetales, Saccharomycetaceae. The transcript has a single exon. Bases 1 to 1002 code for a protein of 333 amino acids. The record is from RefSeq and is a predicted model, not a curated record.
AUGGAUAAUAAGCACAAGUACCGAGUUGAAAUCCAACAAAUGAUGUUUGUCUCAGGUGAGACAAAUGAUCCACCCAUCGAGACAACUUCAUUGAUAGAGGAUAUUGUUAGAGGGCAAGUAAUUGAGAUAUUGUUACAAGCAAACAGAACAGCACAUUCUAGAGGGAGUAAGAGUAUACUUCCGGAGGAUGUGAUUUUUUUAAUUAGACAUGACAAAGCCAAAGUCAAUAGACUAAGAACAUAUCUAUCAUGGAAGGAUCUAAGAAAGAAUGCUAAGGAUCAAGAUGCUACUGCUGGCGCUACUGCUACAGUGGGAAGUGGAAAUACAGGGGAUGAUGAAGAAAUGAAAAAAAGCUCAGAAAAAGAUGAAAAGGAUGGUAGUAAUAUGAUGAAAGUAAAGAAGUCUCAAAUAAAAUUACCAUGGGAGUUACAGUUCAUGUUUAGCGAGCAACCUUUGGAGAAUAACGAUGAUGAAAAUGAUCUGGAUGAGGAUGAAAGAGAUGCCAACAUUGCUACAGUGAAGAGGCUUAAGAUGGCCGAUGAUAGAACAAAAAAUAUGACCAAAGAAGAAUAUGUUCAUUGGUCUGAUUGUCGACAAGCAAGUUUUACAUUUCGUAAAAACAAGCGAUUUAAAGAUUGGUCAGGUAUAUCACAAUUGACUGAAGGGAAACCCCAUGAUGAUGUGAUUGAUAUCUUGGGGUUUUUGACAUUUGAAAUCGUCUGUGCAUUAACAGAAAUGGCUAUAAAAAUCAAGAAACGAGAGCAAUUUCUUAGAACAGAAAAGGCCAAGGACCAACAAUCGUCCAGUCAAGAUGUUAACUUCGAAGUGGCGACAGUGCACAGAAAGAAAAGAUUAUUUGAUGGCCCAGAUACAGUUGUGAAUCCAUUAAAACAAAAACACAUAGAAGAAGCAUGGCGUGUUCUCCAAGGCAUUGAUAUGAGACAUCGUGCAUUAACGAAUUACAGAGGAGGUAAACUAACGACGCGACCAGUGAUUCUUUAA